Molecule: messenger RNA, 2860 nt
Organism: Sphaerodactylus townsendi
Lineage: Eukaryota; Metazoa; Chordata; Lepidosauria; Squamata; Sphaerodactylidae
Gene: TRAF7
Product: TNF receptor associated factor 7
Exons: 21
Coding region: 217-2229 (670 amino acids)
Biological process (GO): Notch signaling pathway; ribosomal large subunit assembly
Cellular component (GO): nucleolus
Molecular function (GO): protein binding; zinc ion binding
Source: RefSeq, a predicted model, not a curated record
AAGGGGAGCCGGCCGAGGGAAGGACUUCAACUCCCGGCACGCCGCGCGGCCCGGCGUCGCUCCGUCUCCGCUCGGCCUGCGUAGGGCUUUGAGGAAACCGGCGGCGGGUCGGUGCUCGGCCGGGGCCGGGGGGCGGGAAUGGGACGCCGAACGCGGGCCGCCACCGCCGCGGCCCACAGCGGCAGCUUUUAUGACUGGCGAAUGUGGGGCUAGAGCAUGAGCACCAACAAAAACGCCCGCUACAACCGUUACUCCAGCGGCACAGCCAACGGCGCUUCUUCAGAAAGCGCGAACGGGACGAGGAUGGAGACCACGUUUGGCCCUGCGUUCUCGGCAGUGACCACCAUCACCAAAGCGGAUGGUAGCAGCACGUUCAAGCAGCACCGCCGGACGCCCUCCUCUUCCAGCACGCUCACCUACUCCCCUCGGGACGAGGAGGAUGGCAUGCCGCCCAUCAGCACUCCGCGCCGGUCCGACUCGGCCAUCUCCGUCCGCUCACUGCACUCCGAGUCCAAUAUGUCCCUGCGCUCGACUUUCUCUCUCCACGAGGAAGAGGAGGAGCCAGAGCCGCUGGUGUUUGCUGAGCAGCCGUCAGUGAAGCUCUGCUGCCAGCUGUGUUGCAGCGUCUUCAAAGACCCCGUGAUCACCACCUGUGGGCACACAUUUUGCAGGAGAUGUGCCUUAACCUCUGAGAAGUGCCCGGUGGACAAUGCCAAACUGACCGUGGUCGUCAACAACAUCGCUGUGGCCGAACAGAUCGGAGAGCUCUUCAUCCACUGCAAAUACGGCUGCAGGCCUGUGGCGAGCGGCAAGCCCUCUGCCUUUGAAGUGGACCCCCGUGGGUGCCCCUUUACCAUCAAGCUCAGUGCCAGAAAGGACCAUGAAGCCAGCUGCGACUAUCGGCCAGUGCGGUGUCCCAACAACCCGAACUGCCCUCCCCUUCUCAAGAUGAACCUGGAGGCCCAUCUCAAGGAGUGUGAGCACAUCAAGUGCCCCCAUUCCAAAUAUGGGUGCCUGUUCAUCGGGAACCAGGACACGUACGAGGCCCACCUGGAGAUGUGCAAGUUCGAGGGCCUGAAGGAGUUCCUGCAGCAGACGGACGACCGCUUCCACGAGAUGCAGGUGGCCCUGGCCCAGAAGGACCAGGAGAUCGGCUUCCUGCGCUCCAUGCUGGGCAAGCUCUCGGAGAAGAUCGACCAGCUGGAGAAGAACCUGGAGAUGAAGUUUGACGUGUUGGAUGAGAACCAGAGCAAGCUAAACGAGGACAUGAUGGAGUUCCGGCGUGACGCCUCCAUGCUGAAUGAUGAGUUGUCCCAUAUCAACGCCCGGCUGAACAUGGGGAUCUUGGGCUCCUACGACCCCCAGCAGAUCUUCAAGUGCAAAGGGACCUUCGUUGGGCACCAGGGCCCCGUCUGGUGCCUCUGCGUCUACUCCAUCGGAGACCUGCUCUUCAGCGGCUCUUCAGACAAAACCAUUAAAGUGUGGGAUACCUGUACCACGUACAAGUGCCAAAAGACCUUAGAGGGCCAUGACGGGAUUGUCCUGGCACUCUGCAUCCAAGGGAACAAGCUGUACAGUGGCUCUGCAGACUGCACCAUCAUCGUCUGGGACAUUCAAACCCUGCAGAAGGUCAACACCAUCCGUGCCCACGACAACCCGGUGUGCACUUUGGUCUCCUCGCACAACAUGCUGUUUAGUGGCUCCCUGAAAGCCAUCAAGGUCUGGGACAUUGUGGGCACGGAGCUGAAGCUGAAGAAGGAGCUGACAGGGCUGAACCACUGGGUCCGGGCACUCGUAGCAUCCCAGAACUACCUGUACAGCGGGUCCUAUCAAACAAUCAAGAUCUGGGACAUCCGGAACCUGGAGUGCGUGCACGUUCUGCAGACCUCCGGCGGAAGCGUCUACUCCAUCGCGGUCACCAACCACCACAUUGUCUGCGGCACCUACGAGAAUCUCAUUCAUGUGUGGGACAUUGAGUCCAAGGAGCAAGUGCGCACGCUGACGGGACAUGUGGGCACCGUUUAUGCCCUGGCGGUCAUCUCCACCCCUGACCAAACCAAAGUCUUUAGCGCGUCGUACGACAGGUCCCUGCGGGUGUGGAGCAUGGACAACAUGAUUUGUACCCAGACGCUCUUGCGACACCAGGGUAGUGUCACAGCGCUGGCUGUCUCAAGGGGACGCUUGUUCUCGGGUGCCGUCGACAGCACCGUCAAGGUGUGGACAUGCUAGCAGAUGCCGGCACCCGUGCCGAGACGCUGGACUACCAAAUAUUUCCCCCCACCGGCUCUCACUUGACACGCUCUUCUUCCUAUCUCUGAAGCCACCUGAGAGACAGUGCCACCGCACCCAAAUACCUCAGACGACUGCCUUCACGCCACUUGCUUGGCCCGUGGUGGUGUGGCAGGAUGGUUGAUGUCCUCGUCUGCCAGCAUCUUGACUGUGACGGUGACUCCCAUAUCUCUGAGGUUGUUGGAGGGAACCAACAGGCUGAAUUGGGAUUGGACAGGGCAGCUUAAGGGCCGCCAAAGCGAAGCACUGCAAAUCCAGUGCCGGAGCCCGGCUCUGUUUGGGUCCUCUCUUUGUCUAUCUGCUUUCAGCCCAGUGCUGAAAGGGGAGACCAGCCCCCCCACCCCUACCUCCCACCCUCCUCAUGGUAAGCAGGUACGAUUCCUCCACCACCACAGGUACUGCAAGGCUGUCUGCACACAGAAUCAUGUUACAGUGGGCUCUCCAGUGCAAAUACAGGGAGGGAAGCCCGCCAUUUGUGUUUGUAAUGACAUUUUCUACAGUUUUUAAAAUUGUGAUAUAGAUUUGGGGUUUUUUUCUUCCUUGACAAUAAAAACCGGAUCAUUCUUUGAAA